This is a messenger RNA of Morus notabilis, 551 nucleotides long. RefSeq lists its product as uncharacterized. Bases 100 to 381 code for a protein of 93 amino acids. The transcript is spliced from 2 exons. The record is from RefSeq and is a predicted model, not a curated record. Lineage: Eukaryota; Viridiplantae; Streptophyta; Magnoliopsida; Rosales; Moraceae.
GGCCAGACUCAUUCAUCAGUUUCGUGCAAAGACUCCCCUGCGACUGGAGGAGCGCCAGCAAGCAAACCUAGCACAUCACGCGAAUAUCUCAAUCGCAUUAUGGAGGCUCAAGUGCAAGAGGCAGUUCCUCCUCAGCCUCAGGUUCAAGUCACAUUUUCACUUGGGACAGAAACAUAUUCAGCCAAUGCGAACAAAGGAACACUUUCCGAGCAGCUGGCUUCUGUGAAAGAGGAAAGCAUGGCCAUACUGAAGGACUACAUCACCAAAUAUAAUGUUCCCAAUGAUGUUCCUGAUGAACCACUCGAAGAAAGCUCCUCAGGGGACGAUGAUGAAAUCAUUGAGAAGCCUCAAGCCAAGUCUAAGAAGACGAAAAUAAACUGAUUCUCUUUUGGAUGAUUGGAUUUAGACCCCAUAAGUUGUUUACUAAAAGUUCUUUUUUGCUUAGCAGAACUGUUUCAAACAAGACUUGUUUACGGGAUUGUUUUCUUCUGUUUUUUGUUUUUUCAGAGACUACGAAAUACCAAUUAGCAGACUUAUUAGGCAGCAAAAAA